CGACAGCCAUGAUAUAAGCCACUAGAGCUCAGUGCUCCGACUACCACGCAGGAUCCCGCAGUCUCAAGCUACUACAUCACUUUCAUCCUCUAUCAUCUAUCCCGUAAUGAAGAACAAACAAUACACCAAUACACCGUCUAAAUGGUGGUCUGGUUAUUAUAUAAGUGUUGCCGAUUUCAAGGAUCUCGUCAAUUCCAUGCCGAAGACAGCUGAACACGUCAGUUGCUUUGCCGGAGUUGGAGAGUUGGAUAACACAGAGUCGGGGCCCGCUGACGGGUGGGUAUCCGAGGAUUUCGACCCUCCUUUCAGAGCAUAUGUAGUCGCCUGGGGUGGAUGGAGAAGUAGAGCGAAGACCGCCAGGGACAAAAUGACUAUCCUAACCCUUAGGUAUACCAUCAACAGUCCUGAUCCCGCUUCCGUCUUUUCAAAGGAAAUCAGUGACAAGGACUUGGCAUCUGUCUUUCUUCUACUGCCUCAACGAAUUCAGAAUGAACCCAGGCUUCCCAUCUCCACGGAGACCCUCGCUGACCAGCAAUGGUUGCAGGCUUUGGGAGACCUGGUAAGCAAGUUUGGCGGGCAUCUAGACAAGGAAAAGUUCAAAUUCGGAUGGGAGUCGGAUGUUACACUAUUCGACCUCAUUCUCGGAUUGUUGUCCCGGGCCGCGCACCCAUACCUAGACAGUAAUUUGAAACUGAGCGUCCUUGUAGUGAUACCACAAUCUCAGAACUGAUUUUGCUGCGUUGACGUCCAACUGGUCAUUCAAACCUGCAUGCCUCGAUCAAUUCAUUGAUGUAUACCGACCGAUAAUGACGCC
Molecule: messenger RNA, 814 nt
Organism: Fomitopsis serialis
Lineage: Eukaryota; Fungi; Basidiomycota; Agaricomycetes; Polyporales; Fomitopsidaceae
Exons: 3
Coding region: 107-730 (207 amino acids)
Source: RefSeq, a predicted model, not a curated record